This is a messenger RNA of Kwoniella shivajii, 4317 nucleotides long. RefSeq lists its product as uncharacterized. Gene Ontology annotation, molecular function: structural constituent of nuclear pore. The coding region runs from base 1 to 4317 and encodes 1438 amino acids. The record is from RefSeq and is a predicted model, not a curated record. Gene Ontology annotation, biological process: mRNA export from nucleus. Gene Ontology annotation, cellular component: nuclear pore. NCBI's taxonomy places the organism in Eukaryota, Fungi, Basidiomycota, Tremellomycetes, Tremellales, Cryptococcaceae. The transcript is spliced from 14 exons.
AUGGCGUCCGAUCUACCUCUUUCAUCGACUACCACUUCCGAACUUCCUCAACCCACUGAAAUUCCCGGAGGGUCAAGUUCGCCUGAUGAUGUCCGACGUCAAGUAGAGCAAGAACAGGCUCUUGCUGAUGCUCAGAGAAAAGUUAGACAGCUGGAGGAAGAAGUGGAAAAGGUGAAGAGAGAGAAGAAGGAUUUAGAAAGUGAUAAAGAUGGUGCUGUAUCCACAACGAAUCAAUUGCGAACCCAGCUUUCGGCACUCCAAUCAUCUCACCAUAAAUCGACUUCAGAAUUAUCGGUUCUUCAAACUAGGAUAGAUGCUAUUGAGAGAGAGAAGAAGGAGCUCUUUGAAGAGACAGAGAGAUUACAACAACGGUCGAAUAAAAACACUCAGGAAUUAUACUCUCUUCGUACUCAGAAAUCCGAAUCCUCCCAGAAGAUUGCUCAUCUUGACGUCGAGGUCUCUGAAUUACGAAUGACAACAGAGACUGCAAAAUUCAACGAGAAACGAAGUUCCCAAGCUCUCGACAGUGCUAGAGCUGAAAUUCUGAAUCUGAGUAAAGCUGUUGCCGAUGUAGAGGAAAGGUUUGGUCGAUAUCGAGCUGAAAAGCAAGCGGAACAAUCACAAAGUCGAUCAGAACAUGAAACACUCCUUACCCAAUUGAGCACCAUCGAAAACUCCUAUCGUUCGCUCCAAAGAACAUAUAAUGACCAAUCUCAAAGACUUUCUGAAGCGCAUGCCAAUAUUGCUACUCUCACUUCUGCAGCUGCUGCCAAAAAGGCAUCGGUAUCUAUGGAAUUCCAUCAAUUGAUGGAGGAGAAUCGAAUAUUGGAAAAGCGAGGCGAAGAAGCUAGGUCAACCGUAGCUGAACGAGAAGCAGAGCUUGAGAGAAUGGCAGAAUCAUAUGGAGAGAAAGAGAAGAACUGGGAAGAAAAGUGGAAGAAGGAAGAAAGAACGAGAAGAGUAGCAGAGAAAAGGGCAGAAGACCUAAAAGUGGUAGUAGAACGACUCGCUCUUGCUGGAGGAGAAGGAACGGAUAUCAGUCCCGCUGCUGCUCUUGCGGGUGGCAUGAAAGCCAGCGGAAAAACAUACACCCAAUUCUACACUGAUUAUACUAUCCAAGAAGGCAAGUUGAGGGCUGCGGAGAAUGAAGUUGCCAGAUUGACUGGACUUUUGGAUGAGAUUGGACAAGAUAUCGCUGAGAAGAAACCUCUACUUGACGAGCAGGCUGCUGAGCAUGGUCGAGCCAUUGAGAGGGCGAAUGCUCUUGCCGCCGAACUUGCUUCUGUCAUUACCACACGAGAUGCACAUGACACUCAAAUCAAAUCCCUCAAUGCCUCCUCCAUUCAUCACCAAGAAGAAGUCACCUCGCUCCAGACUACCGUUGAUGAUCUUUCCCGUCAAGUCCAAGGACUACUUCGACAGAUAGCACUUCGAGAUGAUCCUUCCCUUGCGGGAGUUUCGAUGGAUGGCAAUUCUACUGUAGAAGGUGAUAUCAUCACUGAACAUUUACUAGAAUUCCGAUCCAUUCGAUCACUGCAAGAGCAAAAUCAGAAACUUCUCAAACUCACCAGAACCCUCAUGUCAAAAUUGGAUCAGAGAGAAAUCAAUAAAGCUUCAGCCGCUCAAGAUGAUUUGGACACAGGAGCUACACUUGAUCAAGCGACAGAAACAAUAAAUAAAUUACAUACUCAACUGCUGGAUGCUCAGAAAAAGAUCAACGAAGCUACUAGAGAAAGAGAUCUCUUCAGUAAAUUACUUGCCAGAGGAGAAGGAUUGAAAUGGUCGCAGCAAACUUCAAGUGGACCUUUCGAGGAUGGGGAAGCACCUCAUCAACAGACCAUCAACACUCUCCAAGCUGAAUUGGAUGUUGUCAAGAAUAGAGCUGACGUGGAAAUCAAGGAAGUCAAAGAGGAUAUCAGAGUAAAAGCUGAACAAGUCGGUGUGGCUGAAGUAGAAAGAGCAAAAGCUGAAGCGAAGGUUGGAUUACUUGAAGAACAAUCUCGGAUGCUCAAUGACGCAAACAAUCUGCAAAAACAGGAGUACAGCAAUCUCGAAAUUCAAUAUAGGCAAUUACAAGGCGCAAUCUCCCAGGCUCAUAAUGAGCAGAGAAGCGCUCUUGAGCAAGUCGCUACUCGUCAAGCGGAGGCCGAUAGGUUGAGGAAUGAGACGGCAAUGCUCAGAGCUGAGAAAGAGCAAUGGAAGAGUACUGAAGCCCGAUUACAAUCUGACUUCGCACAAGUGCAAUCAGAGCGAGUCAAACUGCAACAGCUCAUUGAUAACCUCAAGAAUGUCGCCGGUGAAGCUGAACAAAGCCGAGUCGAGGAGAGAAGUCAACUUGAGAAGAGAAUCGAGGAACUGCAACGCGAAGCUACUGCCCUUCGAGGACAGAUUGAGCAGGCUCGUUCUGCCACCCAAGCCGCUGAGGCUAAAGUGGCAGAUUUCGAUUCCAGACUUGAAGCAGCUACUUCAGCAGUCCGAGCAGAGAAACAAGCUUCUGAUGCACUGGCUGACACCAGAUCCGAAGAAAUCAAGACGCUUCAAGGUGAAGUUGAGAAACUCAAGUCUGAAUCUGAUAGUAGAUACAGAAUUGGUAUCAACUGGAAACGAAGAGCCGAUGCUCUCACCGAGAGUCAAACUAAUACCACACAAUCACAUACAGAAGCUAUCGCUGCGAAGGAUAAGGAAAUACAAGAUGUCAACGAGAAAAUCGAAGGUCUGAACAAGGAAAUCGAAGGUCACAAAGUCAAAAUUACUGAUAUCGAGAAAAAAUUAGUGGAGAGUGAGAGAGUCAAUGCAUUGAAGGAGAAUACUGUACAGAGAUUACAAUCAGAGCUUAACAAGGCACAGAGUGGUGCUGCUGUACCUGCGGCAGGUGACAAAUCCGCCGAACUGGCAACGUUGCAACAGAAGCUUGAAGAAACUCAGAAGGAACUCGAAACUGCUAAAACCCAAGCUGCUACCACCGUACCUGCGUCUGCUCCCCCGGCCACCACAUCUACCGACGGAGGUGCAUUGACUGAGGCCGAGAGAACAGAGCUGAACGCUAAAGUUGAGCAAUUGCAAAAGGAGAAGGAUGAUGGCGAUCAGCGAUACGCCGAUAACGUUACUCGAGUCAACCGAGUCAAUGCUUCUCUCAAAUCCAGAGUGGAUCAGUUGACAGCUGAAAGGCAAACCGCCCAAAAUAACGUCGACACACUACAAGCCAAAGUCACUGAGCUCGAAAAGAAGAUUUCAGAUCUCGAAUCUGCUGGAGCUACUAUCGCUACUGGUGGAGAAGGUACAACGGAUCAAGCAAAGAUUGACCAAGCAGUCAAAGCAGCUGUAACAGCCAGAGAAGCCGAACUCAACGCUGAACACUCCAAGUCGAUGGCUGCAGUCUCCAAUGGUUCUCCUCAACCCGACGCUUCAGCUCUACAAGCUAAAGAAGCAGAACUGAAUGCUUCGUUCGAAACCAAAGUCUCUGAAGCUGUCAAAUCUCAAUCGACAACAUUGCAAGCUGAAUCUUCAAGAUUGAAAGGACAAGUGGAAGAGUUGACGACAAAAGUCAAAGCAUUAGAGAGACAAGUCAAAACUGCUGAAAUUAGUAGGAAAACUUUGGAAAGACAAAAAGCUGAAGUUGAAAAGAAAUUAGAAGCUGCUAACGGUGGUCCAUCCAAGACUCCCAAUACAACUACCACAACUGCAGUUGUAAGCCCUAUCCCAGGUGGUGCGUUAUCAGCGACUGCUGGCACGUUCAAUCCAGCUACCGCGACAUCUGUAUUCCCUAUACCGACUCCCCCAACCGCGACACCAGCAAGUACCACGGCUCAUGGCAAUGCACCAGUACCAAUCACAACUGGAGAGACUGGAGCUGCACCUGUAGCAGGUGGUCCAGCUGUAAGAGGUGCACCCAAAGGAAAAGCGAAAGGUGUAGUCAGAGGUAUAACAAGAGGUGGAGCGGCUACAAGGGGAAAUUCGAUUCUUAGCACUGUGAAUGCGACCCUGAAUCAAGCAAGUACGGCCACUGUUCCCGCCGCUACUACUGCAUCUGCCGGGCCUGCGAGUAGUGCGAACCCCACUUCACCUACUAGUGGCACGAAAAGACCAUUAGAAGAAGGAGAAGUGACUCAAGAAGGAGAUACAGCUACUCAGGGAGAUAUAAUAGCUCGCAUACAAGGAGGGGCAGCUGCAGGAGCGGGUGGAGAACGUGGGAGAGUGUUGAAGAGACCUAGAGCAGCUAAAGGCGCCAGAGCUGGAAGAAGGAGUAGUGCCGGUGGUUCAGCAGGAGGAGAAGGUGGAUCCUCUCAGGGAGGCGAAGGUGGUGCCCCGACAAGUUGA